CAAUUUAAACCUCUGUCAUGACUCACUCUGCAUGAGCUUUCGCAAAAUGCUUUGGAGGACUUGUAUGGAGACGAAUGAAUGCACCGGCGGACUGCUAUCGGCUUCAUGAGGCUAGGGAUACGCGUUGCCUACAAGUGGCGGCUUUUAUUUGAUUCUCACUUAGCUCCAGAAACAGAACACAUGCAACCCCAAUUGUUGUGCAUAUGCACAUAAACUGGGUUGUUUAGAUCAAGGUUUAUAGCAUAUUGUAGCUUGGGAGUCUGCACCGUGUGCCCUUUAUAGUUGCAAUUGAGUUUUAUUGUCUGUGGAGCGAAUUUGCGCAUCAUAUAUUUUUUUUUUUUGAAAUGCCGAACUUCUCUGAUCACGGUUCCUCGUUUAUUUGAAUUGUGCUCAUCUACGCUUUCACUCAGGAAAGCGUCCACAACUUUCCCAUCUCGCCCAUCGGGCGAAGAAUCUAGAGAGUCUCAGAGAGCAGAUCACACCUCUGCUUUGCAAGUGCAACAGACUGAUCAUAGGACGUCUCAGAACAUUUAGUGAUCAAGCACAUAUGCGCUUCUCUUACCGCAUUUUAUUGACUUCGGAAACUGCGCUAACGUGGAGAAGAUAUCGGGGCGGAUAAACGCUGGAGGCAAUCGGCUCAGUAUCAGCAUUUAAGUGGGUAUUUACCGCACCUCCCGGAGACACUCAUUCGAUGAGCCGCUGUCCAGCUGCGCAACAUCACUAAACUACUUAGGAGUGUUAAGUGCUUUUGCUAUUCAAGCAAUGUCCAUCGGAAUCUUUGAACUGCUAUGAUUUUUGUUGGGCUGGAACCCCGUUUUCUUAUUUCCAUAUCGGAUGACCAAGGGAAGCUGUCGGAUACACCGGAAUUACUGAACUGAUCUUAGCGCAAGCGGUGGAGGGAAUGAACACUGGACGCGUCCCUUCAUGAUAAUCAGCAGGUGUCGUUGAGUGUCCGAUGGACGUUCGCUUUCUUUCAGCAUUCUAUUAAUAUUGGCUCCGAAGUUGAGGGAGGGCAAGAGAAAAAAUGACACGUCUCUGCACACUUGGAUGCAUUGUGGUCUUCCUUUGCAGAGUGACGGACUGCAGGCUAGUGCUGGACGGCCUGCAGAGAUACGGCCCCAUGCCCAUGUACCUGCCCGUCCAGUACCGCGUCCUCAACGCAGAGUCCACCUUCUUCCUGAAGGAGGCCAACCAGGACAUCAUGAGGAACUCCAGCCUGCAGGCCCGCACCGAGCUCUUCUUCAUCCAGCAGGCCCACCGGACCCCGACGGUCAACGCCAGCUACGGGCCGUACUCCGUCCAGCAGCCGGUGCCCAUGGACCUGCUCGGGCCCUCGCUGCUGGGGAGCUCGUCCUCGGCCACCACCUCGGCAUCUUCCUCAUCCUCGCCGCCCCUCUUCACCUUCAACUGGAAGGUGCAGACGUUUAUCAUCAGCGAGCGCAUCUACCCGAGCUGGCCCAAGGUGCAGGUGCUCUUCUACGUGUCCGGCCGCGACUGGGACGACUACAGCGCGGUGGACCGGCUGCCGUGCGUGCGCAUGUUUGCCUUCCACGAGACGCAGGAGGUGCGCGGCUCGUGCCGCCUCCGCGGCGAGCUGGGCAUGUGCGUGGCCGAGCUGGAGCCGCUGGCCAGCUGGUUCAGCCCGCCCAGCGUGGUGCCCGGCAGGCAGCGGGCGCCCGAGCAGGCCGAUGGCACCCCCGUCGAGCUCUACUACAUGGUGCAGUCCGUUGACGGCGGCGGCGGCAGCGCCAGCGAGUGCAACGCGGAGGACUCGCGCAAGCCGGCGGGCAUCCGCGCCGCGCCGCCCCAGCCCGGGCCCAUGGGCUACUUUGCCGGCCCCACGCCCAUGCGCCGCAUCGGCAGCGUGCGCCUGUACCAGCCCCUCUCCGAGCUGCGGCUGGACAGCACAUUUGUGGUGAUGCUGCCCUCCAGGCCCAUGCGGCAGCGGGAGACGGUGUCAGCUUUCCUGGCUGCCUCCAACCUCUCCCCGGUGGAGAUCUUCACCCUGAGGGUGAAGCUGAAAGACGGCGUGGCGUUUCUUGGGGCGCGGGCCAGUAACCCCACUCAGUGGACCGUCAGUCAGGACGCGCGGAGCGAAGGCCACCGGGUUGUGACCUUACACUGCCGCAGGAAGGACGCCAACUUUGGCCAAAGGAUGGAGGCAGCUUUCCAGAGGAUUCUGCAGGUGGACCUGGAGGUCAACGGCCUGCUGGAUCCACUGAGCAGCCGCACCGUCACCUGGCAGGUGGAGUACCCGCUCUCCCGCACUCUCUCCGACGAGAUCCAGACUCUGAUUCGCCUGGCACCGCAGGACCUGGGUGGCAUCGUGCCCCUGGCCAUGGACACAGAGAUAUUGAACACAGCAGUGCUCACAGGCAGAACAGUGGCAGUACCAGUGAAAGUGGUUACCGUGGGGACUGAUGGGUCAGUGACUGAUGUGACCGAGUCGGUGGAAUGCCGUUCAACUGAUGAAGGUGUGGUCAAGGUGUCUGAGCGCUGUGACUAUGUGUUUGUGAACGGGAAGGAGACGGGCGGGCGCGUCCAGAUGCUGGUCAACUUCACCUACAGCUACCUGAGCGCCCAGCUGGAGGUGAGCGUGUGGAUGCCUCGCCUGCCGCUGCACAUCGAGCUGUCCGACUCUGAGCUCAGCCAGAUCAAGGGCUGGAGGGUGCCUGCCACCGCCGCUGCAACCAGCCAAAGGGCUGGCGGUAAGCGGGAUGAGGAGGAUGAAGAUGAUGAGAGGAUGAGGAAGGAGCGUGGCUGCGGCCCCCAGUACCAGAGCUCCACGGUGCGCGUGCUCACACACUUCGCCGCCGAGCCGGCCGAGCACGGCGGCCCCGCCGACUUCCUGCUGGGCUCGGACUGGCAGGUGGACGUGACCGAGCUGGUGCGGGAGUCGCUGCGCGUGCUGGACCGGCGCGUGGCCCGCCUGCAGCAGGGCACGGUGCUGAUGGGGUUGGACAUCGGCACCACCAAAGUCCAGGUGAUGUCUCCCCUGUCGGACUCGGUGCUGGCCGAGAGGAUGGUGCGGGUCCUGGACGAUAAAGUGUCCAUCACAGAGCUGGGGGUGCAGCUGGUCUCUGGCCUCUCCCUCAACCUGCAGCUCAGCCCCGGGAGCAACAGGGCCAUCGUUGCCACGGCUACCACACAGGAACUCAUGCAGAGCCCCAAACAGGAGGCGCUCAUCAGCGCCUGGCUGCAGUUCAGCGAUGGGUCCAUGACCCCUCUUGACCUCUACGACCCCAGCUUGUUUGUGCUGAGCGCCACCUCCCUGAACGACCGGGUGGUGGCCAUUCGACAGGACCCCAUGUGGAAGUGGCCGGUGAUCGUGACCAAAGGUGAGGGUCAAGGGCUGCUGGUCAAGGUGGAGAUGUUCAACCCGGAGGUGUGCCAGAAGAGCAAGCGCCGCAGCGUCCUCGCCACGGGCACUGGGAACGUCUACGUCCGAUUCGGCCGCGGUGACGACGGCGGGGACGGCCGCGGUGCUACAGACCGGAGGUACCGGCCCAACGUCCCGUACUACGGCGGCUCCAUCUCAGACGUGGAGGCCGGGAUCAUGACCCGUGGGUCCACCACCAAGACGGCUGCCCCGGGGAGACCCAGCGACGGGCGCCUGUCGGCCGACGCCGGCCUCAACGCGGACUUCUCCGAGUUCCCCACGCAGGCAGAGCUGCCCAGCGGCCGCAGCAGUACGGACGAGGACCUCCUCCAGCAUGCGCGCCGCGGCCUCACCGACCUGGAGAUCGGCAUGUACGCGCUGCUGGGCGUCUUCUGCCUGGCCAUCCUGGUCUUCCUCAUCAACUGCAUCUCCUACGCCCUCAAGUACCGCAACAAGCAGCUGCCGCUGGAGGGCCAGGAGACCAUGGCCCACGCACACGACUGGGUGUGGCUGGGCCACGAGGGCGAGCUGCUGGAGAGCCCCCACGGCCUGUGCCUGCAGCAGGAGGACCUGGGCAGCAUCCUGGACUCGGGCCUCGGCCUCGAGGAGGGCAGCCAGCUGCUCAACGGCGCCUCGGCACAGAAGAGCGUCCAGGGCCAGGUGCACCGCGCCGCCCUCGACCUUAGCGCCUGCCCGGGGAAGGAGCACAAGAGCGAGUCGCUCAACUCGCCCACCACCAAGCGGAAACGCGUCAAGUUCACCACCUUCGGCAGCUCCAAGGCCAACAACGGCUGCCCGGCCAUCAGCCCGCUGGUCCUUGCCCAGAACAACGACAUUAAGUGGGUGUGCCCGGACAUCGAGCUCGGGGACUCCAAGGAGCUCCGGAAUUACAUGGAGAGGCUCAACGAGAACGCUUCCAAAAGCCUUGCGUAGUUCCAAUAAUCUUCUCUCCCUUCUCUCCCCUGCUUAUCUUCUCCCUUGUUUUCUUCUUCUGGGACAAAGUGUAGCUUACACAUAUUGCCUUCCAUGGUGAGGAGGAGAGGAGGAGGAAGGCAGUUAGACUGGAACUGCUGUAGGGAGGCUUCCCAUGAAUAAAGACAGGCCAUUCAUCUAGUAUCGUUGCCACGGCAACUGUCAAAAGGGUUGAUCUUUUGGGGAUGAAGAGAAGGGGGGAGAGAGACCACAGAGGACAGAGGAUACGCCAAACCAUGAACACCAGGGCUAGAAAUGCAUAAAGAUGCCUAUUUUACUUUUCUUGAUUAAAACGGCAGUAAUUUAAUUUCAGUAACUUACAGUACAUGACUUAGGUGUUAUUUGUUGUUUUUCUACCCUUUAAGUUUCCAUGUAGAAUAUAAUUAUGCUUUUCUUUUUCCCUAGAUCAUUAUCCUGAAAGUCAAAUGAUGUGCGAGUGUGUGCAUUUGUGUGUUUGAGUUUGGAUAUGUGUACAUAGUAAUAUAAAUUCUCUAUGAUGGCAAGUUAUGAAAACCUUCAGCUGUAAAUAAACUACAAACUCUGACUUGGUCUGAUUUGUAUAAACAACAAACAACACAUUUUGUAAGGUUUUACAUAUUUUUAUACAUUUCGGUUUUAGUCUGUUAUCGUUUCACUCUUCAUUUUACCGUUUUGUCCUGUAAAGGCAGUACUUGCAUGUCACCCCAUACAUAGAGACUAUUUUGAACUCGAACAAAGCCUAGUAAAUAGUACAUACUGCAGAGAUGUCCCCUAUUAUUGUUAAUGGUCUCUCUCCCACAGAGCUGUUGGACAAAAACAGUAUUACUGAACUGUUCCUUGUGUUAUCAUGUAUAUGUUGCUUCAGUAUUGUAGACCAACACAAGGUGUGAAAUCCACCAGCUGUUGUCAGUCCUCUAUUCUCUGUACACAGGAGUUUUUUAUCCUUUUCAUUUCUUUAAAUGUUUCCUUUUUAUCUGUGCUUUCCCCCCCUUUUUGGUGAGUCUUGUACAGAGAGAUGGCACUUGAGAAGGCUAUCUGGAACUCAUAUUAGAUUUGCUGUGUUAAGAGUGAUAUAUCUUUUGCUCAAAGGUUUUAGCACAAGACACUGGGGUGAUCUAUGGGAAGAAACCUUUAAUACCUCGUACCUGGUCUACUGAACGCUAACAGGGGACACAUUAAUAUUCCAUUGCUGUGUGUCCUAUUGAUUGCCAGCCCUUGACUGAGUUAUGACUUAUGCUAUGACAUCUCUGAGAUGAUGCAUAUUCAGACACAAAUGGUAGAAGUCAAGUACAGAGAGUAUGAACAAGUCUCCACACAUGCUGACUCGUAUUUCAUUUCAUUCAUGUGAUCUGGAACACAGUAACACAUUGACACAAUGCUUGGCAAUGCAACUCUCAUAGCUGCCCUUCCAAUAUUUGACACAAUACAAGACCAAGUGGCCUAUAAUCUGAUUAACUGGAAAUAGUUUAUGAAACUAGCUUGAAUGAACUGUAAGACCUAUGUCCAAAGGAAGGAAAGAUAGCUACCCCAUAGCUGUGUGCGAGAAUGGGAUCCAUUUGAGAUAACUUGUGUCUGUCAAACCAUAUCUGCUGUGUCCAUUUAUGUCUUUGUUUUUAGUUUGGUUGUUUUGCACUGAUUAAAAUAUUGGCAAUCCUC
Messenger RNA from Alosa sapidissima (American shad), 5986 nucleotides. Its product is annotated as transmembrane protein 132D. The transcript has 9 exons. NCBI's taxonomy places the organism in Eukaryota, Metazoa, Chordata, Actinopteri, Clupeiformes, Clupeidae. Bases 1025 to 4312 code for a protein of 1095 amino acids. The record is from RefSeq and is a predicted model, not a curated record.